UUCUGGUUUUGUUCCUCUCUCGACUCUGUUUUAUUUCCUGAUCUUUGAACUGUGACUCUGGAACAGAUUUGUUUGUUCUGAUUCUUGUUGUGUGUCUCACUCAGUGCUGCUGGUUUAACUCUCAGACUGAGUGAUGAAGAUGAGUGAUUUGUGUGAUAGUUUUCCAACACAAAUGAAGAGUUUAAAGUGUCAGGGAUCGACUGUAGACAUCGUAGACAUUUGAAUUUGUUAGCAGUGAGGUCAAAUAAAAUGAAUCAGGAAGCACAAGAUUCAUGAGUAAAGUUAGUAAAUGUAGUAAAUAGAAGCAAUGAAAGUCGUCAUGUUAUGCUUAAAUGAAUCCUGCAUUGGGAUGAGGUGGAGCAUCAGCACAGGAAGAACUAUGAGAACAGGGAGGAAACACUCCAGCUGUCGGCUAGUUCAGACUCAGUCGGAGGAAGAAACCUGGUUGUGGAAGCAGACUGACUGAAGUCCACAAGAUGAGUGAUUGUGAGGAGGAGGAGGAGUUUCCAGCCUCCAGCCGUCUGUCCAUGAAGAGUGACUGGUCCAGAGAUGAACCUCUAAACUUCAGUAAAGAACCUCAACCCUCAGACACAAAACUGACUGAAGUCCACAAGAUGAGUGAUUGUGAGGAGGAGGAGGAGUUUCCAGCCUCCAGCCGUCUGUCCCUGAAGAGUGACUGGUCCAGAGAUGAACCUCUAAACUUCAGUAAAGAACCUCAACCCUCAGACACAAAAGUGAUGAAGAGGAGGGGAGUUUCUGUGGAGGAGCAGCCGUCCUGCUGUGAUCGGUGUCAGGACAUCCUGAAGGAUCCAGUCUCUACCAGCUGUGGACACUGGUUCUGCAGACAGUGCAUCAGCUCAUACUGGGACCAGUCUGCUCCAUCAGGACACUCCUCCUGUCCCCAGUGUGGAGAAAGAUCCAGAACCAGAGGUGGACUGCAGACAGCCAGUCAGAGCAGCUGUGGACAAAAUGUUGGUCUGCAGGAGGUUCUGCAGGAACAUAAGAUGAAUCUGACGAGGAGAUGUGAACGUGUGACUGAAGGAAGUGAUGAACCAGGAGGUGGAACCCUCCUCAACAGGAUCUACACUGAGCUCUACAUCACAGAGGGACACAGUGGAGAGGCUGAUAGCCAACAUGAGGUGGGGCAGCUGGAGACAGCUUCCAAGAAGAGCCUCCAUGACACUCCUAUCAGGUGCCAGGACAUCUUUAAAGCCUUACCUGAGCAGCAGAGAGCCAUCAGAGUGGUCCUGACCAACGGCGUGGCUGGCGUGGGAAAAACCUUCUCAGUGCUCAAGUUCACUCUGGACUGGGCAGAGGGCCGAGAAAACCAAGACGUCAGUGUGGUGGUUGUGCUUCCGUUCAGGGAGCUAAACUUGAUCAGAGAUGAGCAGCACAGUCUUCUCACGCUGCUCCAUGUUUUCCAUCCAACAUUACAGAAGGUGACGGCAGAGCAGCUGGAUGACUGUAAACUUUUGUUCAUCUUUGACGGUCUGGAUGAAAGCAGACUUUCACUGGAUUUCACCAACAGGAAGGUUGUGUCUGACAUCAGCCAGAAGUCCUCGCUGGACGUUCUGCUGGUGAACCUCAUGGAGGGGAAUCUGCUUCCCUCGGCUCUGGUCUGGAUCACUUCCCGCCCUGCGGCAGUCAAUGAGAUCCCUCCUACACUUGUGGACAGGCUAACAGAAGUACGAGGCUUCACCGACAACCAAAAGGAGGAGUACUUCAGGAGGAGGUUGAGUGAUGAAGAGCGCUCCAGCACAAUCAUCUCCCACAUGAAGACAUCCAGGAACCUCCACAUCAUGUGUCGACUCCCAGUGUUCUGCUGGAUCACUGCUGCAGUUCUGGAGCACAUGUUGACCACAGAGCAGAGAGGAGAGCUGCCCAAGAGCAUGACUGAGAUGUUCUCACACUUCCUGCUGGUUCAGACACAGAGGAAGAAGAACAAGUACCAUGAGGGACCUGAGACAAGUCCACAGGAGCUGACGAAGGCUGACAGGGAAGUUCUUCUGAAGCUGGGGAGGCUGGCCUUUGAACAUCUGGAGAAAGGAAACAUCAUGUUCUACCAAGAAGACUUGGAGCAGUGUGGUCUGGAUGUGACAGAGACCUCGGUGUUGUCAGGAUUUUGUACCCAGAUCUUCAGAAGAGAGUGUGAGAUGUUCCAGAAACCAGUCUACUGCUUUGUUCAUCUGAGCAUUCAGGAGUAUCUGGCUGCAGUCUACAUGCUCCACUGUCACACCAACAGGAAGACUGAGGUGAUGGAGAAGUUCCUUGGCGAAGAGCGGAAAGAUCUUUAUGAUGAGGAGGAGAAGGAGGGGGAGAAAAAGAAGAAGACGACAAAGAAAAAGAUGAAGAAAAAGAGGAAGAAGAAGAAGAAGAAGAAGAAAGAGAAGAAGAAGAAGGAGAAGAAGAAGAGGAAGAUGAAGAAGAAGAAGGGGGAAGAGGAAGAGGAGGAGGAAGGGGAGGAGGAGGAGGAUGAGGAGGAGGAUGAGGAGGAGGAGGAGGAGGGGGACGAGGAGGAGGAGGAGGAGGAGGAGGAAGAGAACACAGGCAUCUCAUCCCUGGAUGCUUUCCUGGACAGAGUCAUGGAGAAAUCCCUCAGAAGUAAAAAUGGUCACCUGGACCUGUUUGUUCGUUUCCUUCAUGGCCUCUGUCUGGAGUCCAACCAGAGACUCUUAGGAGGUCUGCUGGGUCGGACAAAGAACCGUCCAGAAAUGAUCCAGAGAGUCAUCAACAACCUGAAGGAGAUGAAGAGUGAUGAAAUGUGUCCAGACAGAAGCAUCAACAUCUUCCACUGUCUGAUGGAGAUGAAGGAUCUCUCAGUACAUCAGGAAAUCCAAGAGUUCCUGCAGUCAGAGAACAGAUCAGAGAAGGAACUCUCUGACAUCCACUGCUCAGCUCUAGCCUACAUGCUACAGAUGUCAGAGGAGGUUCUGGAUGAGCUGGACCUAAAGAAGUACAACGCAUCAGAGGAGGGAAAACUGAGACUGAUUCCAGCUGUGAGGAACUGCAAAAAGGCUGGACUUUCUCACUGUGAUCUCUCAGAGAGUGAAUGUGAAGUCGUGGCUUCGGCUUUGAAGUCCAACCCCUCCCAUCUGACAGAACUAGACCUGAGUAUAAGCCACCUGGAGUUUUCAGGAGGAGUGAAGUAUCUUUGUGAUGGACUGCAGAGUCCAAACUGUAAACUGGAGACUCUCAGAUUGGAAGCCUGCUGUUUGUCAGAGAUCAGCUGUGAUUCUCUGAUCUCGGCUCUGAAGUCCAACCCUUCCCAUCUGGAACAUCUGAAAUAUCUGGACCUAAGCUGGAACGACCUGCACGAUUCAGGGGUGAAACAUCUGAGUGGUUUUCUGGAGAGUCCAGACUGCAUCCUGAAGACUCUGAGAUUGGAGUACUGCAGGUUGUCAGAGAUCAGCUGUGAUUCUCUGGUGUCAGCUCUGAAGUCCAACCCCUCCCAUCUGGAACAUCUGGACCUGAGCAUAAACAACCUAAGGGAUUUAGGAGUGAAACGUCUGAGUGGUUUUCUGGAGAGUCCAGACUGCAUCCUGAGAACUCUGGGAUUGAAGGAAUGCAGUUUGUCACAGACCAGCUGUGAUUCUCUGGUCUCAGCUCUGAAGUUCAACCCCUCACACCUGGAACAUCUGGACCUGAGCAGGAACGAAGAGCUGAAGGAUUCAGGAGUGAAACAUCUGAGUGGUUUUCUGGAGAGUCCAGACUGCAUCCUGAAGACUCUGGGAUUGGUGGAAUGCAGUUUGUCAGAGAUCAGCUGUGAUUUUCUGGUCUCAGCUCUGAGGUCCAACCCCUUCCAUCUGGAACAUCUGGACCUGAGCUGGAACAACCUGCAGGAUUCAUCAGUGGAACACCUGAUAGAUCUUGUUUGGAGUCCAGACUGCAUCCUGAAUACUCUGAGCUGGGGGCCCUGAUGAGGACAGUGUUUGUAUUCUGAGGAUGAAGUGUGUCCUGAUGAUCCAGAGGUUGUAGCAGCAGCUGGUGUGCAGAGACUCUGAUUGGGCCAUGUUACUGGGAGGUGGACUGGCAACCAGUGUAAAAUGUGUUGUUAACACUGUAGAGUUUAGUGUUGCAGCUCCACACUGAAUGAUGGAGAAGUGCAGUUAAUGUUGACAUGAUCCAUUGGAGGUUGAUGUCAGGUUGCAGAGUGUGCAGUUAGUUUCAGGAUGUUUGUGUCAGUGCAGGAUUAUAUUUCAUUAUGCUUACCAAUAUCCCCAAAAGAGGAAAAACUCUCAGCUUAUUAAUAGUAUUAAUGGGAUGCUGCUGUGUUAACUUGCUGAUGUCUUCCGGUUCGCCUACAAGGAAAAGGUGGAGGUGGAGAACACCAUCUUGUACCUGCUGCACAAGGAUCACUCUCACCUGGACAGAGGGAGUGGCGGGAAUAAAAAUGUGUUUUAAGAUGAGUCUUAAAAAUGAAUAGUAAAGGCUCCUGUCCAAAGUGCAAAGGGAAUUUAUUCCACAACAUUGGGGCAACCACAGAGAAGGCUCUGUCGGCUCUGAGCUUCCACUUAGAUUUAGGUGUGUACAGGAGCAGCUGAUCAGCUGACCUGAGAGACCGAGCAGGAGUAUAGCAGUAAAGCAGCUCAGCGAGGUACAGCAGGGCAAGACCAUUUAAGGAUUUAAACACAAAAUAAUUUUAAAAUGGACUCUAAAGUGCACAGGCAGCCAGUGGAGAGAGGCCAGAAGAGGUGUGAUGUGUUCUCUUCUCCAUGCUCCAGUUAGAAGGCGUGCAGCUGCAUUUUGAACCAGCUCGAGACGUGAGAGAGACGACUGGCUAACUCCAACAUAAAGAGCAUUACAAUAGUCCAGCUGAAACGAAAUAAAGGCAUGGACUACCGUCUCAAGGUGCUGCCUAGAAAGGAUAGAUUUCACUUUUGCCAACCGCCUUAAAUGAAAAAAGCUGGACUUCACUACUGACCGAAUAUGACUGUCCAGUUUAAAAUCCCUGUCCAACAUAAAACCAAGAGUUGUAUCUGUGGGCUUAACAUACGUUGCCAAAGGGCCCAAGUCACCACAGAAGGAUUCACAGGAUACACUGGGCCCAAACACCAUCACUUCUGUUUUCUUUUCAUUAAAAUGUAAGAAAUUCAAAGCCAUCCAAGCUUUGAUGUCAUCAAGACACGGCAUGAGUGGUUUGAUGGAGAAGCCAUUCCUCCACUUUAAAGGAACAUAUAUCUGACUGUCAUCAGCGUAACAGUGGAAGGAGAUACCGUGCUUUCUAAGAAUGGAUCCCAGAGGAAGUAAGUAUAAUGAAAACAGCAAGGGUCCUAAAAUUGAGCCCUGUGGGAC
Amphiprion ocellaris (clown anemonefish) is the source of this 5292-nucleotide messenger RNA. Its product is annotated as NACHT, LRR and PYD domains-containing protein 3-like. NCBI's taxonomy places the organism in Eukaryota, Metazoa, Chordata, Actinopteri, Pomacentridae. The record is from RefSeq and is a predicted model, not a curated record. The transcript is spliced from 11 exons. The coding region runs from base 477 to 3917 and encodes 1146 amino acids. Gene Ontology annotation, molecular function: protein binding.